Molecule: messenger RNA, 5508 nt
Organism: Monodelphis domestica (gray short-tailed opossum)
Lineage: Eukaryota; Metazoa; Chordata; Mammalia; Didelphimorphia; Didelphidae
Gene: CTSZ
Product: cathepsin Z
Biological process (GO): proteolysis
Molecular function (GO): cysteine-type peptidase activity
Source: RefSeq, a predicted model, not a curated record
AGACAUAAAUAAACAUUUAUUAGUACAGUGUACUGUCAAAAAGUGGUGAAGUUUAUCCCCUUUUAGCUUUGAGGUUUGGACCUCAGCGAUGGGAGGCGGGGAAUCUGAGCAUCUUUUCUACUUGAGUUUUAUCUAAUCGAGCGCGUCUUCCUCUUCUAGAGGGCUGCUUUCAACUGAAAGGAUUUUGGGAAAAGACGUCCAUGGGGGAAAUCUACCUCCGAUCCAAGUUCAAGAUCAAGGUUAAUAUCUGGAUCAAGUUCCAAGAGGAGAAGGGCAUAUCCUAGUGGUCGCCUGAGGGGUCUGUCCUGGCUGGCGCGGCGUUUAGGAUUCCGGACUCCGGACCUGGUAGGCUGCGGCGUUCCAGGGGUCGGCAGCUUUGCAGAAGUGUAGGCGGAACAGAACUUGGAACUCUCUAGCGUCCGCGGGUCCAGGGCUGGGGAAGAGGGGUGGAGGCCCGCCCAGGGGGUGGGUCCGAGCGGAAUCUUGUAUAAGAAGGCCCCGCAGGCGUCGCCUAAUACCGGCGCUCGGAGCCCAGGAAAGGAGGAGGGAAGAGGUGUAGGCCAAGAAAGAGAGGACCAAGAGCGGGGAGGAAGCGCGAGAUGGCUCCGCCUCGGGGGCUGCUGACGCUGCAGCUGCAGCUGCUUCUCCUGGUUCUCUGGGGCUGCUGGAGCCCGAGCUCCGCGGGUAUCUACUACCAGAAGGGCCAGAGCUGCUAUCGGCCGCUGGAGGGGUUCCAGUCCCGGGAGCACAGGACCUAUCCCAGACCCCAUGAAUACAUGGCUCGCUCUAGUCUGCCCAAAGCCUGGGACUGGCGCAACGUGAACGGGGUCAACUAUGCCAGCAUCACCCGGAACCAGCACAUCCCCCAGUACUGCGGCUCCUGCUGGGCCCACGGCACCACCAGCGCCCUGGCAGAUCGUAUCAAUAUCAAGAGGAAGGGAGCCUGGCCCUCUACGCUCCUGUCUGUGCAACACGUGAUUGACUGUGGCAAUGCUGGGUCCUGUGAGGGUGGCAUGGAUAUCCCUGUGUGGGAAUACGCUCACAUGCAUGGCAUUCCCGAUGAGACCUGCAACAACUACCAGGCCAAAGACCAGGAAUGUGACAAGUUUAAUGAAUGUGGCACAUGUAAUGAAUUCCAUAAUUGCUAUUCUAUAAAGAACUAUACUCUCUGGAAAGUUGGAGACUAUGGUACCCUUUCUGGAAGAGAAAAAAUGAUGGCAGAAAUCUAUGCAAAUGGGCCUAUCAGUUGUGGCAUAAUGGCAACGGAAGCCUUGGAUAACUACACUGGAGGGAUCUAUUUUGAAUAUAAUCCUCAACCUAUGAUAAACCAUAUCAUUUCUGUGGCAGGGUGGGGUGUUAGUGAUAACGGAACAGAAUACUGGAUUGUCCGAAAUUCAUGGGGUGAACCCUGGAUCGUUCUCAAGGACUUCAAUCAGACUGAUGCCCUCUUCAAACCUUGGUUCAUUAAUCUCUUCAACUCUCAUGAUAUCGUCAUUCUAUUUUAGCCAUAUACAAGGAUGACCUUGAUUAUAACUACUCUUCUUCCAUGAUCCAAAACUGUGACCAUAAACUCCUAUCCCAUCACAUUCAACCUUUGCCUUAUAUCUCCUAAAUUUAUUCUCCAUCCUCAAUAUGACCUUUAGUAUCUAUACCCUAAUCAACUCUUCAAGAUUCAUUACUCCUGCUCUGGUCUCACUUCCUCCAGCCUCAGUCUUGAUCCUCUGAUUGGCUCCCUCUGAAUUCCUUGACCUCUUUUUUUAUACUUGGUGGCAAUCAUACCAUGCCAAAUUCCAACACUAGAUAACUUCCACCAAUGUCCUUCUCUGUUCUUAGUUAGGUGCUGCUGAAGAUCAUAGAACCAUGCUCUAAAGGUUCAGUAGAAUUUAAUGUUAUCUCCCCUUAAUCAUGCCCAGGAAGUAGUCAGCAGCUAUUCCAAAUCUCUUUUUUCCUUCUGAAAACUACUCUGUCAUUCUCCCAUCCUUCUUCUGUAAAGGUCUUCCUUGUUUCCCACUUUACUGAGAAAACAGAGGUCAUCUGUUCUGGACUUUCACUUCUUCCCUAAUCAUUACCUUAAAAAUUUUCAUCAUCUCUCCUGUUCUGAGAGGACACGAUACUUCUACUUCUUAAGGUCAAACCCUUCACUUGUUCUUCUGAACCUCUUCACCUUCUCCUCUGGGAAUCUCUUCAUCUCCUGAUAAUUCUCUCAUUUUAAAUUUCUUCUUAUUACUGCUCAAAGUACUUAAUAAAUGGUUGAUGAAAUGUACUGCUGAUUGGUAGUAUUUAAUCAUAUGCAUAUUGAGGCAAAACUCUUGGAAAAGAAAUUCCAAGUGCCAAACAACACACCAGGGCUCUGUUCAUUCCUCCUUUAUCCUCCAUUAUGCUAUAUUAGGGAAUUAUAGGAUUAAGGGAUAAUUUGAUUAUAAAUCCACUAUAGGUCUAGGGGAUAUCAUAUCCUGUGUAGUACAAAGGUUUUGAGACUGGCUUUAAUACAAUGCUUUCAUUAUUUCAUGUCUUAACUGCUCUUUAUUUUUUAAAAAUAUGUUCUAACUAGCCAAUGUAAUUCUACUAUAUGGUAAAAUUCUGAUUUAUUAGUCAGGAAACCUUAGUUAUUAUAUUAAUGAUAAGCAUCGAGCAGAGAUAUAAAAACUUCAGUUAUUUGCAAAAGCCUCAAAACCCCCAAAGUUUAAAGUUUAUUUCCUUCAGUAAUUAUCAGCAAUGUAUCAAACCACAAUUCUGUUUCUUAAAGAUAAACCAACAAAUGAGCCUAGUCAAUUUAGAUCUACUCUUUCCAAACCCCUAAAUACCUGUCUGAAUGAGCCACUCAGCCAAAAGGUUUACAGUCUGGGCCACAGCAGUAUAGUUCUCUGAUAAGAGUUGGAUUACAUUCUCUGGAGAGCCUCCUGCCUGAAAAUACCUGGAAGGGUUGAAAAAGGAUCAAUUAUACUAUAGGUAAUACAGAAAAUCUAGCAGUUUAGAAAGCAGCUGCAGUAAGGCAGCUGGUUUGCUAUCUUAAUGACCCUGAACAACAACUUUCGCUUCUCUGGUCCACACCUAUGUGAGAGAUGAGAGGGUAGGAACAGGCAACCUUUGAAGUUCCCUUUUAGCUCUAAAUCCUAUGAGCCCAUGACUCUAAAUGAUUGCAUUUUAAGUUAUCCCUUCUGCGUACAAAUACAAAUCAGAAUCUUUUCCUUUUACCUUUUGAGUGUGUUGAAUAUGGAAGGCUCCAUUAUAUAAUCCCGGGUGGAAAAUUUGUGCAAACAUUCUUGUUGGACUUCUGCAUCAUCUUCUCCUUCUCCAUAAUCAUCAUCCUGCUAUUAUUAAAUCCAGUCACAGCAUUAAAACUUCUUAUUCCAUAAAUAUCUCUUUUUCUACUAUCAAAAACACUUAUGAGGUCAGACUUGUCAUCUAGCUCUUUCCAAUUGAAGAGGAAUAUAUGACUUAGAAAGUGAAAAGAAACUUUAAAAGGUAAUCAACCAAAAAUUCUUCAUCGAUUACCUAAAAUGCAUCUAGAACAGUGCUGGGUAUUAUGCUUGUUAUGAAAGGAUAUGUUCUCCAGAGGCUUACAAUUUAAUUUAGUUAAGAGAGAGUGACAAACUGUUCAUGUUUGCAAAUCUUAUAUGCCAUUUUAUAGUUACCAUAAUGCUAUAAAAAUUAUGUUCCUGACUGAAAAAGUUCUGAGAAGUAUGACUUUAAUAAGAAAUGUAAUAUUCAAGGGUGGUUUUAAGGGUGAACCUUAAAAUAAGAGGGGCUGAAUAAUUAAAUUAUUCAAUAAAUAUUUACUAAGCAUCCAAUACAUACAAGGUACUGUUUGAGACACUGAAAAUACAAAUUCAAUAAAUAAUCCCAGUUCUCCAGGAGUUUAUAAUCUACUGAGCAAUUAAGACAUAGAGAAAUGAGCAAUAACUUUUAAGGUUGAAAAUGAUUAAUUUCAUAGACGUGGGGGUUAGGGCAGAGGAAUUUAAGAAGAAAGGAAUCACUUGGGGGUAGGAAUAGAAGACUAAGUGGAAGUCACGAAUAAUGUGGCAUGUGAAUUGAACCUUGAAGGAAAAGUAUUUCAGUAGGUAGAAUAAAAAGGAUAGAAAGGAGUAAAAGGAUCAAGGAACACCUCUCCUCACUCCAGGAUUUCAGGGAUGGUUUUACUUUACAUCAAGAUAUCUGCCCUUAUGCUUGGGGGGCUUCAAUAUAUAAGCUGAUAUUUCCUCUCAAACACUCUUGCAAACCUCCUACAAACUCUCUAACAUACAUUCUCUUCCCUGUAGCCACAAAUAGGGAUGGUCAAACUAUUAUCCAUAACUAUUCCAUUUCUGUAACCAAGAAUUCUCAAAUUCUUUUGAUUAAAAUCUCUUAUUUGUUUCAACUCUCUCUGAGCCUCACUCCUUUAACACUGAUUUUGUUCUUUAAUGUGACCUCUAAACCCAAAUCUUAGCUUCAUGUCCCCUUGAGCAUUGCUGGAUUAUCCCUCACAUUGCACUUUCUCUGAUUUUACCUGUUGCUAAAUAGCGUUGAAGAAAGUCAGAUAACUGUGCUGCGUUGACCAUAUUUGUUAUCUAAACAAAAACUGGGCUCUUAGUGUAACAAAGUAACCCAUUUACACUUCCUGACUGAAUCUUUCUUCACAGUUGAUUUGUCAAACAUUUUUUCUCCUAAAACUUCAUGCAAACUAUCUCUUGCUUGGUACUUUAUUGAGAGACCAGAGCUCAUUUACCUUGAACUUCCUCUUCUAUAUGUCAAAAUCCCUUAAUAUUCCUCAACCUUUACUCCUUUAUUCUAGUACCUGAUAAAGAGAUGGCAGUUCUGCGUGCCAAGGUCAAUCUCUCUACUAACAUUCCUAUAGCAUUUUGCCAUGGUAAUAAUCAUGCACCAUUUGAUUUCCAAUCUCUAUCAGAUCCUUUUUUACUCCCUACAAAUAUGUUUGCUCAUGUCUCUGUUCAUGUUUGCAAAUUUUAUUAUAUCAUUUUAUAUUUGUACCUUAGUGCUAUAAAAGUUAUGCACCUGACUGAACAAGUUCUGAGAAGUGGGGCUUUAAAUAAGAAAUGUAAUUCAAAAAAAUGUUUUUAUUAUUCUGAAGUUGAUAAAUAGCAAUAAGUAUUUUCACAUUUUGAACAGAAAGAGGAUUGCAUAUAAACAAUGAAUUCCCAUUAGGUACAGCUUAAAAAAAUUAUAUAACAAAUUUGGCAUAUCAGUUCCAAAGCUGCUUUCCUUGGCUGUUUCCUUCUGAACUCCCAUUUGUUUUAUUCUGUGCAAUAAAAAAUAUUUUAUCAAUGUCCUUUUCUUUCUUAUACCAUUCUCAUCCAUGCAUGUUUCCCCAAACUGAACAAACAAGUAUAGCCAAGCAAAAGGUACCUCAUUCUGUGCCUUGAUACUAAUAUCUUUCUGUCAAGAGGUGAAAAGCAUGCAUGGCUCUCUGCAGCCCCUCUGAUGUGGGCAAUGCACUGAUGAAAGUUAAGUCCAAGUUGUGUUUCUUUACAAUGCUAUAGUUACUGAAUAAAAAAUUCUCAUGGUAUACCA